This is a messenger RNA of Gaeumannomyces tritici R3-111a-1, 3022 nucleotides long. Its product is annotated as glycerol-3-phosphate acyltransferase. The record is from RefSeq and is a predicted model, not a curated record. Gene Ontology annotation, cellular component: mitochondrial membrane. The transcript has 3 exons. Lineage: Eukaryota; Fungi; Ascomycota; Sordariomycetes; Magnaporthales; Magnaporthaceae. Bases 279 to 2765 code for a protein of 828 amino acids.
ACGUUGGCCAACGGCCAGACCAAACCAACGCUGCUCAACGAAACUCGACCACAAAACUCGACCACGAAACCACGACGGCACAGCGGCCCCACCGCCAAAGCGAAACAUAAUAGUCCCACGCCUGGUCUGCCUCCGCGCCAUGAUAGUCCCCGACGCGCGCAAUUGGGUAGCAUAGCAUCGAGGUGGUUUUGCUGCGACAGCCGACAUCCGCGGCUACCCGAAGCCGGCGCGCCACCAACAAAACGACCCGGCAGCUCCCCCCCGACGGUGCCGAAACCAUGGCGAACGGUGACGACGACAGCCGGGACUCGGCUCCCGACCUCAAGAUUCUCGGCGACUCGAUUACCCUGCAGCCCAGCGGAUAUGUCGAGUCCACCACGUUAGCCCGCGAGGAGGCCCUCAUGAAGCACAUGGCGAGCUUCCGGUCCGAACCGCUGCAAUUCCUCCGCGAGGUCUCCCUCUACGUGUCAGGCACAGGCUGGCGCGCCUACGACCAUGCCAUCGGCCAGCCUAUUUUCUACCAGGGCUUUUCGGAGCAGAUGAUAAAUCGGGUUCUGUCGGCGCCUCUCCUGCGCGCGCGGAUAUCCCAAUUGGCAGAUAAGCGGCUAGCCAACGAGGAGAAUGAGGGCUUCUUUCGCAAGGGGGACCCCGACUACGAGCUGCGGCGGGCGCAGCGGCGCACGGAACUCGAGGUCGGCCUGCAGCAAGUGGCGGAGAAGUGGGUGGACAACAUGAUCUGCAAGUUCGAGAGCAAGACCUUCAUCAGGGGCGCAUAUUACCUCUGCACCCAGCUCCUGACGCGCGCCUACCAUCAGGGCAUCCACGUGUCGAGCGAGGAGGUCCUGCGGCUGCGCAAGGUCGCCGAGGAGGCCGAGCGCAAGAAGCAGAGCAUCAUAUUCCUGCCUUGCCACCGGUCCCACGUCGAUUACGUGUCUCUUCAGCUGAUCUGCUACCGCCUCGGCCUGGCCCUGCCCAUCGUCGUCGCCGGCGACAACCUCAAUCUCCCCGGGGUGGGGAGCUUCCUGCAGCAUGCUGGAGCCAUGUGGAUUCGCCGUUCUUUUGGCGACGACAUGCUCUAUACCACCCUUGUCCAGGCCUAUAUCGACACCUUGCUCCAGGGCGGCUACAACUUUGAGUGCUUUAUCGAGGGCGGCCGUUCCCGGACCGGCAAGCUCCUGUCACCAAAGUUCGGCAUCCUCAACUUUGUUGUGGACAGCGUGCUUUCGGGCAGGACUGAAGACGCCAUCAUCUGUCCCGUGAGCACGCAGUACGACAAGGUCAUCGAGACAGAGGGCUAUGUUACCGAGCUACUUGGUGUUCCCAAGGAGAAGGAGAACCUGGCUGAUUUCCUUACCGGCGGUUCUUCGGUUCUCUCGCUUCGCCUCGGCAGGGUCGAUGUGCGGUUCCAUGAGCCAUGGAGCUUGCGCGGUUUCAUUGAUGAGCAGCUAAACCGGCUUAUCGGGAUUCCCAAAACCUUGGAGGCUACGGACCUGGAAAGUAAAAUUACACCGGCCGUGCGGCAAAAACUGCUGCGCACUCUGGGAUACAGGGUGCUGGCGGAUAUAAACGACGUGUCCGUCGUCAUGCCUACAGCCCUGAUCGGCACGGUUCUCCUGACGCUGCGCGGCCGUGGCUGUAGCAAGACGGAGCUAAUUCGGCGCGUACAGUGGUUGACGGCGCGCGUCAGGGCAAAGGGCGGCCGCGUCGCCCACUUCGGGAGCGCCUCGGUCGUUGAGGUUAUCGAGCGUGGUCUCGAGGUGCUGGGCCGUGACCUUGUCGGCACCGUCGACGGCCUGACCGAGCCCGUGUACUACGCCGUAGACCGUUUCCAGCUCUCCUUCUACCGCAACAUGACCAUCCACCUCUUCAUCUCCGAGGCCCUCAUCAGCGCGGCCAUGUACAUACGCGUCAAGCGCGGCGGCGGACCCGUGAUCCAAGACAUUACCUACACGGAACUGCACGACCACGUCCUCUUCCUCUCCUCGCUCUUCCGCGGCGAGUUCAUCUUCUCGGGCGAGGGGCUGUCCGUCAGCCUGGACAAGACCCUUAGGGGCCUCGAGGCCGAGGGCGUCAUCUACCUGCACCGCAGUGACGACGGCAAGAUCGAGAAGGUGGGCCUGUCGGACAAGGAACGCCAAGCCGGACGAGAGAACUAUGACUUUUACUGCUUCCUCAUCUGGCCUUUUAUAGAGUCGACUUGGCUCGCGGCCGUUUCUCUAAUGGGACUGGCGCCCCCGCUCGGAAUGGCGCCGGAUAUAUGGAUCGAGGUGUCCAAGGCGCAAAACAGCGCGCAACUGCUCGGCAAGGACCUGUACCACCAGGGCGACCUGUCCUACUUCGAGGCCGUCAACAAGGAGACACUAAAGAACUCUUACCAGCGGUUCGAGGAGGAAGGCAUCAUACAGGUGGUCAAGUCCAAGGACCCUCGGGUCAAGCCCCGCCUGCGCCUGUCGGCCGAGUGGACGCCCUCGAGGGACCCCAAGACGGGCGAGCUGGCGGCCUCUGGCAGGCUAUGGGACUUUAUCGAGAAGAUCGCGUCGAGCAGGCGCGAGGGCAAGAACCGCCGCGACGGCGCCACAGUCAGCACGCGGGUCGUGCGGCUGACGGACCUCAUCGGCCAGAAGCUGUUCCGCGAGGUCAUCGGGGCCGAGGGGAAGAAGGGCGCCGCGCCGCCGAGGCUCACAUCCGAGGAGGCGGCCGGGCUGGCCCGCUCGGUCAGGGAGCAGAAGAGAAGGCGGAAGCUCGAGAACAGGGCCAGGCUGUGAGGUAGACAGCAGGCCCGGGCUCGGACUAGCAGAUGGGAAGUAAUGUGUUGAAGAUAGGGUACGAUAGAGCCUGAUGAGGGAUGCAGCCAUGUAGGAACCCAAUUGUUAUUAUGCAUUGGAAGUCUACCGAUAGUGUUUUCGGACCGUUUUGACUCGAGAGUAUACAUCCAAGUCAACUGGGCUAAGCUCUAGUCUAAGCGCUGCCAUUUAUAUCAACACUGCCGCCUGUAAACGCCAAGUUUCGAGGUCGUCAAAAU